This is a messenger RNA of Melanaphis sacchari, 1237 nucleotides long. RefSeq names its product glucose dehydrogenase [FAD, quinone]-like. Gene Ontology annotation, molecular function: oxidoreductase activity, acting on CH-OH group of donors; flavin adenine dinucleotide binding. The coding region runs from base 15 to 1166 and encodes 383 amino acids. The transcript has a single exon. The record is from RefSeq and is a predicted model, not a curated record. Lineage: Eukaryota; Metazoa; Arthropoda; Insecta; Hemiptera; Aphididae.
AAUAUUUAUAUUUUAUGAAUUUUUUUCAGGCUACCAUGAAGAAUGGUCGUCGUUAUAGUACAAAUACAGCUUUUUUAUUUCCAGCAAGAACGAGAUCGAACUUACAUGUGAAAAAGGAGAGUACUGUAACACGAAUAAUUAUAGAAAAAGGUACGAAAAAAGCAAUAGGAGUGGAAUUCGUAACAAACCGUAAAAAAUAUAGAGUGUUUGUACGCAAAGAAGUAAUUGUUUCUGGUGGAGCUAUAAACUCGCCACAAUUACUCAUGUUGUCGGGGAUCGGACCGGAAGAACAUUUGAAAGAUAUAAAAAUUCCACUGAUAAAAGACUUGCCGGUUGGUGAAAAUUUGAUGGAUCACGUGGCACUAGGGGGUUUAAGCGUCUUGAUAAACGAUACUAUUUCAUUGAAAACCGACCGAUUGCUGAAAAAUCCGUUUAAUACACAAGACUAUAUUUCAAAUAAUUACGGUCCAUAUACAAUACCAGGUGCUGCGGAAGCCUUGGCGUUUUUCGAUUUAGACCGACCGGGAUCCUUAGAUGGACAUCCGAACUUAGAAUUACUAUUAAUUUCUGGUCUAUUUUCGGACAAUGAUUACACUCAUAGACUGUUCGGUUUGAAGACCGAGAUCUAUAAUCAAGUGUACAAGAAAACCGAAAACAUGGACGGUUUUACGGUGUUUCCGAUGAUUAUGCGACCGAAGAGUAAGGGCCGUCUGUGGCUAAAAGACGCAAACCCGUUCCACUAUCCACUGAUCGAUCCCAAUUACUUUGCGGACGAAAGAGACUUGGACGUGGCCGUAGCCGGAGUGCGGAUUUUCCAACAGAUGUUGAAAACUGACGCGAUGAAGAAGCUCGACGCCCAAUUAUUCGACACCCCGUUGCCCGGUUGCGUCCAACACAAAUUCGAUUCGGACGCGUACUGGAAAUGCUCGGCGAGACAAAUAAGUUUUACAAUCUAUCACUUGUCGGGCACAUGCAAAAUGGGACCGGUGGGUGAUCCCACAGCCGUGGUAGAUCCGAGAUUGCGCGUGCACGGCAUAAGCGGUCUAAGAGUCAUCGACGCAUCGAUAAUGCCGGAAGUACCGGGAGCGCAUAUCAACGCACCAACGAUUAUGAUCGGCGAAAAGGGCUCUGAUAUGAUUAAAGAAGAUUGGGGUAUAAGAGUAUAGACUGUAGUACUUGCAGAUUAAACUAUAAUUAGUCAAAUUUAUUAUAUAUAUUUCAUAUUUAUUUAAAAGAA